Megachile rotundata (alfalfa leafcutting bee) is the source of this 793-nucleotide messenger RNA. RefSeq names its product eukaryotic translation initiation factor 4E4 (gene eIF4E4). Gene Ontology annotation, biological process: translational initiation. NCBI's taxonomy places the organism in Eukaryota, Metazoa, Arthropoda, Insecta, Hymenoptera, Megachilidae. Gene Ontology annotation, cellular component: eukaryotic translation initiation factor 4F complex; cytoplasm. Gene Ontology annotation, molecular function: translation initiation factor activity; RNA 7-methylguanosine cap binding. The record is from RefSeq and is a predicted model, not a curated record.
AAUUUUACCGACAGAUGCCCUUACAGUUAGUUCGGUGAGUGAACAUCUCGUGAAUUUAGUUCGUGUGACAUGGCUACGAAUAAUACAGAAGAAAUUGAGGAAGUAGAGAGGAAGGAACAGGAGGUAGUGAAUUUCGAUGAAUUUCCACCAGAGGUUCUAAUUAAACAUCCACUUCAACAUACAUGGACACUUUGGUAUUAUGAACCUGAUAGAAAUAAGACAUGGGAAGAAAGUCAGAGAAAAAUUACAAGCUUUGAUACAGCUGAAGAUUUUUGGAGCUUAUAUAAUCAUAUAAAACCUGCAUCAGAAUUAAGACAAGGAUGUGACUAUAGCAUGUUUAAACAAGGAAUCAGACCCAUGUGGGAAGAUGAUGCCAACAAAAGUGGUGGAAGAUGGCUUAUAAAUUUAGAUAAGAAACAGAGAAAUGUAGAUUUGGAUUACUUUUGGCUAGAAACUUUGUUAUGUAUGAUUGGCGAAGCAUUUAAUGGAUAUUCUGAUGAUAUCUGUGGAGCUGUUGUUAAUGUGAGGCCAAAAGGAGAUAAAAUUGGUGUAUGGACUACAAACUCCAACAGUGAAGAUAGUGUCAUGGAAAUUGGGCGUAAAUUGAGAGAAAGAUUAAAAAUUGCAUCCAAAGUUAUUAUAGUCUAUCAAGUACAUAAAGAUGUUAUGGUUAAAGUAGGAAGUCAAACAAAAAAUGCAUAUACUCUCUAAAUACUAUUUUAAUGUCACGAAAAUUGAUCAAGUAACAUUAAACAUGCAUUAAUAAUAGGAAUAUUAUAUAAAAUUUGGAAUA